AUGUGCACUCUUUUGAAAAAGGAGCCAUUGGAGUUGUUGGCAACGCUGAGUUCAAGCACCUGCAUUGACCACAUCAGACACCUUGUCGAGGAGCACGGCAUCGCCACCACCUUUGGCAUGCAGGAGAAGCAACAACAGGUGUGGGAUGGAACGGCAGGUAUGCUCUACCACGUGUAUCGUGCAGAGAAGCAACCAAGCAAGGCAAGAGAGGGCUCCACCUCAAAGCGAGCCAAGAAGGUGGCUUCUUCCACCAAGGGGGAGACGACUGCCCUCGCAGACAAGACCAAUGAAGCUGGUCCCUCGUGGUCCUGA
This is a messenger RNA of Ceraceosorus guamensis, 312 nucleotides long. RefSeq lists its product as hypothetical. The transcript has a single exon. NCBI's taxonomy places the organism in Eukaryota, Fungi, Basidiomycota, Exobasidiomycetes, Ceraceosorales, Ceraceosoraceae. The coding region runs from base 1 to 312 and encodes 103 amino acids. The record is from RefSeq and is a predicted model, not a curated record.